CCAAACAGAGCUUUAAAUCUCACAACCUGAUAUCUCCCCCAAACUGUGCAAUUAACAAUCUCUGCCUCACUACCGUUAUUCAUCUACAUAUAUACAUACAUCUCACAAACUGUAUGUUUUGAAGAUCGAGCUUUAAAGCAACAAUGGCGCUGAAUCUCCGUCAGAAACACACCGAAUGCAUAAUUCGAAUGCUGAAUCUAAAUCAACCGUUAAAUACAACCAACACUAAUGAAGAAGUGUAUAAGAUCCUGAUUUACGAUAAGUUUUGCCAAGACAUUUUAUCGCCUCUAAUUCACGUUAAGGAUCUCCGUAAACAUGGCGUUACUCUUUACUUUCUAAUUGAUAAGGAUCGGCAGCCAAUUCACGAUGACGUGCCAGCUGUGUAUUUUGUGAAGCCUACUGAACAAAAUGUGAAGCGCAUCGUUUUAGAUGUGUCUAGGUCGAUUUAUAAUUCGUUUCAGCUGAAUUUCUCGUCUUCGAUCCCGAGGAGUUUGUUAGAGGAGCUAGCGGUAGGUACUUUGAGUUCAGAGUCGAUUCAUAGGGUUGGGAAGGUGUAUGAUCAGUAUAUGGAGUUUGUUACGUUGGAUGAUAAUUUGUUUUCGUUAGGGGAUAAGAGUUGUUAUGUAAAGUUGAAUGAUCCGUCGGCAGGGGAUAAGGAGAUUGAGGAGAUUGUUGAGAGGAUUGUUAGUGGAUUGUUUUGUGUGUUGGUUACGCUUGGUGUUGUUCCAGUUAUUAGGUGUCCGAGAGGCGGACCGGCUGAGAUGGUGGCGUCAUUGUUGGAUCAGAGAUUACGUGAUCAUCUGUUGGCUAAGAAUAAUUUGUUUAGUGAGGGUGGGAGUUUUGGGGGGUCGUUUCAGAGGCCGAUUUUGUGUUUGUUUGAUAGAAACUUUGAGUUGUCGGUUGCUAUUCAGCAUGAUUUUAGGUAUAAACCUCUUGUUCAUGAUGUACUUGGAUUGAGGUUGAAUAGGUUGAAUGUGCAAGGGGAGAAGGGGGGGACGAAGUCUUUUGAGUUGGAUAGGUUUGAUCCGUUUUGGGUGGCGAAUGGGUCUUUGGAGUUUCCUGAAGUUGCUGUGGAAAUUGAGACUCAAUUGAACAAGUAUAAAAAAGAUGUGGAUGACGUGAAUAGGCGAACAGGUGGAAGUGGAGGAGCUGAAUUUGAUGGCACGGAUUUGAUUGGAAACACGAAGCAUUUGAUGAGUGCGGUUAAUUCAUUACCCGAGUUGGCUGAGCGGAAGAAAGUGAUUGACAAGCACACGAAUAUUGCCACCGUUCUGUUAGGUGAGAUCAAAGAGAGGUCUUUGGAUUCUUAUGCUAAGAAAGAGAGUGAAAUGAUGGUCAGAGGUGGCAUUGAUAGGAGUGAACUUAGUGCCGUACUCAAAGGGAAGGGGACUAAGAUGGAUAAGCUGAGAUUUGCCAUAAUGUAUCUUAUUUCAACUGAAAGCCUCCCUCCAGCAGAAGUAGAGAUGGUUGAAGCAGCACUUAGGGAGUCUGAGGUUGAUACUAGUGCCUUUCAGUAUGUUAAAAAGAUCAAAUCAUUGAAUAUUUCAUUGGCAUCUGCGAAUUCUGCUAACAGAAGUAAUAUAGUAGAUUGGGCUGAGAAAUUAUAUGGGCAGUCUAUUAGUGCUGUAACUGCUGGAGUCAAGAAUCUGUUGUCUAGUGAUCAUCAACUGGCUUUGACAAGGACGGUGGAUGCCUUGAUGGAUGGGAAACCAAAUCCUGAAAUUGAAUCUUACCUUGUCUUUGAUGCUCGUGCUCCGAAGUCAAAUUCAGGUAGCAGCCAUCUGAAAGGACCAUUCAAAGAAGCUAUUGUUUUUAUGAUUGGUGGGGGUAAUUAUGUGGAGUAUGGAAGCUUGCAAGAACUUGCGCAAAGUCAACAGCCCGUCAAGCAUGUUAUAUAUGGAACCACAGAAAUUUUAACAGGAGGGGAGUUUGUGGAACAGCUUGCAGUUCUUGGGCAGAAAAUGGGACUAGGUAAAAGCAGUGGUGGUGCUGGUGGUCCAGCUAUAUAGAAGCAGAAAACUUUGUUUGUUCUAUGAAGACCAUGGGUUGCGUUGCGUGUGUACCAAAAGGAUAUGUAUGCUCUAUAGAAUCCUACUAAUAUACGACCGUAUACUUUAUGCUUAUCAUCACUUGAGUACUAGAUCCACUCCCUUCCCCUCCCCCCAAAGGGCAGGCCUCAAGUGCCUGCAGAUGUAUCCGUAAUUCUAAUUUUAAUCUGCCUUCUGCUUUGUGCAUUUUCUUUGUAUGUUCUUGCUUCAGUUUGAUGCCAGAUUUAUAUAUUUUCCUAAUUUAAUUAUAUUCUAUGAACUUUUUGACAUGCAAA
Messenger RNA from Daucus carota subsp. sativus, 2323 nucleotides. Its product is annotated as SEC1 family transport protein SLY1. Gene Ontology annotation, molecular function: syntaxin binding. Bases 144 to 2009 code for a protein of 621 amino acids. NCBI's taxonomy places the organism in Eukaryota, Viridiplantae, Streptophyta, Magnoliopsida, Apiales, Apiaceae. The transcript is spliced from 2 exons. Gene Ontology annotation, cellular component: Golgi membrane; cytosol. Gene Ontology annotation, biological process: intracellular protein transport; endoplasmic reticulum to Golgi vesicle-mediated transport. The record is from RefSeq and is a predicted model, not a curated record.